GGGUUUGAAUUCUGGCCUGGCUGACCCGCCAGACCGGGGUGUUCAAGACCCCCCCCGGCCCGAGCACGUCGUGUGGGUCCGACACAACACCACCCGCAGUCGGGACACUGCGGAGGAGCCGGGUGCGGGCGGAGACCGGCGCGCAGAUGAUUAUGACCGCAGUGUGCUGGAGUGGAGAGGCUCGGGCGGCCGGGGGGUCGCUGUGUGUUUAAGAGCGCUGUGCGCCGGGAGCCGGGGGCGUGGUCUGGUCAGCGCCGGGGCUCCGGCAGGACUGCGCCGCCUCACUCGGGGGUCCGGCGGUCCUGGAGAGAAGCCCCUCUUGCGGUCGGACUCGGACAGCCUGCGGAGACCGGUCAUGACUUCUCGCAGGUGGUUCCACCCCAACAUCACUGGGAUCGAGGCGGAGCAGCUGCUCUUAACCAGAGGGGUCCAUGGCAGCUUCCUCGCCCGCCCCAGCAAAAGCAACCCUGGGGACUUCACCCUGUCCGUCAGGCGGAACGAUGAGGUCACCCACAUCAAGAUCCAGAACUCGGGGGACUACUACGACCUGUACGGGGGCGAGAAGUUCGCCACGCUGGCCGAGCUGGUGCAGUACUACACCGAGCAGCACGACCUGCUGCGCGAGAAGAGUGGCGACAUCAUCGAGCUCAAGUACCCCCUGAACUGCAAGGACCCCACGUCCGAGAGGUACGGGCCUGCCGAGUGGCUGGUUUUGACAUUCCUUUUGACAGCUUCUGAUGGGGCUCCUGCUGACCUCCUGAUUCCAGCUGACCGUCCUGAAAUUGAUACUACCCGUGUGAUUCUGAAGGAGGUAGAUCCAGAAGUCCCUGGCUCCGACUACAUCAACGCCAACUACAUCCAGAGCGUGCAGGACGAUGGCCGGCUGGUGGGUGUGAGUAAGAUGUACAUCGCCACGCAGGGCUGCCUGCAGAACACCGUCGAGGACUUCUGGAAGAUGGUGUACCAGGAGAACACCCAUGUGAUCGUCAUGACAACCAAGGAACUGGAGAGAGGCCGGAACAAGUGCGUGCGGUACUGGCCGGACUGCGACUGCUCCCAGGACUUCGGCCGGGUGUGCGUGCGGAACGUGGAGGAGCGGCCGGCGCAGGACUACAUCCUGCGGAUCCUGAACGUCACGCAUCUGGACCGGAAUGAACCACCCAGGUACAUCUGGCACUACCAGUACCUGAGCUGGCCCGACCAUGGGGUACCUAACGAGCCGGGUGGGGUUCUGAGCUUCCUGGACCAGGUCAACCGAGCCCAGAACAGCGUUCAAGACACUGGGCCCAUCGUGGUGCACUGCAGUGCAGGAAUAGGCAGAACAGGAACAAUAAUUGUCAUCGACAUUCUCAUCGACAUCAUUAACAGACAAGGGCUGGACUGCGACAUAGACAUCCCCAAAACCAUCCAGAUGGUGCGGUGCCAACGAUCGGGGAUGGUCCAGACUGAAGCGCAGUACAAGUUCAUUUACAUGGCUGUGCAGCAGUACAUAGACACCGUUCAGAAGAGACUGGAGGAGGAACAGAGGAAUAAGACGAAGGAGAGGGAGUAUUCCAACAUCCGCUACCCGCCCACGGAGAACGCCAAGCAGAAGCCCGGCGUGCCCGCCUCCCAGACGCCCCCAAUGGUUUAUGAUGAUUCAGCAAGCGUGUAUGAGAAUUUAAACAUUAAAAAACCCAAGGCUUCAGGGAUCAGCAACGCCAGGAGAUAAAGCAGGGUGCUUGACAUGUGGAGUUCCUAAACACAACGAUGGGUUUUAAGCCGAGCUGAUCGGGUGGACCCCUCAGACAGGCAGCAAGGCGAAGUUGAAGCCCCUGAGGUGGAAGCCGCGAAGCCUGGCUUCAGUCACCUGCUAUGAGGAUGGAAAGACUUUGGCUAAUCAGCGUGACUUUUGUCCCCUCCUCCCCUCCUCCUCCUCGUCUCGUUCCUCUUCUGUUCCUGAAAUAAGUGCCUCCUCUGCAGGAUUGCUCUUGAAUGCACCCCAACCCGUCCUCCUUCUCAGCCCCCAAACAGCGAACUAUGGGAACAAAACUGUGUUUGGGAUCUGCAUUCAUCGGGGAGAUGGGUCGACAUGUUCAGGCUCCGAGAGAUGGGAAAAGAGCUCGGAUAAUCUUUCUCCUACUGAUUGUUCUGAAAUUUUCAUUGUUUUUAAAUAAUAUAUACACAGAUCUAUAAAUAUAUUUUAAAGUAUUUAAAGUGUACAAUAUAUACGGGAAGUAAAAGGUGAAGCAGCUUUUCUUCUCCUGGAUCUGUUGUGCAAACUGGAUGUGUCGGAGGACACUGGGCGGCCCUGUGAGCUGGAGAGACGGGGGGACCUUGGCCUUGUCGCUGCGCCACUGCAGGCUGCCCAGAGCGAGUUAGUGCACCCCCCCGUUCCCCGUCCUUCAGGGGCAGCAGCUGACCGCGGUCCUGGCGCCGGGUGCUCGUCUCCCCUCCCCCCUGUGUCUUGAAGUGUGCUUUGGCUUGUUGUUGUUAGCUACUUUAUCUACUGUAACCAAAGACCACUGACGUGAUCAGGCUCAAAGAACUUUCUCUGGAGUGUUUGGAGUCGAGCAGAAAUUGCACUCUUUUAAAAGUGGAAAAAGAACGGUAAAAAUAAAAGGAUUCUUCCGUCUUUGAAACUCA
This is a messenger RNA of Lepisosteus oculatus (spotted gar), 2625 nucleotides long. NCBI's taxonomy places the organism in Eukaryota, Metazoa, Chordata, Actinopteri, Semionotiformes, Lepisosteidae. The record is from RefSeq and is a predicted model, not a curated record.